GUUCCUUGCCAAGCGGCCGGUUGGAAACACUGCAGCCUAACUGAAAAGGGCUUGAUCUUGAUGGGUGCCGUAGACUCUAGGGAGCUUGGAAGGGAUGCAAAGGAAACGGUUAGGUUAUUGCUGGAAUCAGGGCUAGCAAGACCAUUUCUCAGAAGUUAGGAGCCGCUAAGGGUUCGUGGGCUGUCCCAGUCCUCCAAAGUGAGCUAGAGCGGCGUCUCUAUGCUCAAGGAGAUAUAGAGCGGGCCUCUCUCUCCCGCCUGGUGAGUCUGCGCACCAGCAGCAGCACCGGAAAGAUGGCGGAGGAAGGGGAAAGAAAAAAGAUCCCUUUGGUUCCAGAGAAUCUCCUAAAGAAGCGGAAGGCUUAUCAGGCCCUGAAAGCCACCCAGGCCAAACAGGCACUUUUGGCAAAGAGAGAGAGGAAAGGGAAAGAAUUCAGGUUUAAGCGACUGGAAUCAUUUGUACAUGAUUCCUGGCGGCAGCAACGUGACAUAGUGCGUGUCCAGCGACUGGAAGUGAAGCCUCGAGCUUUGGAAGUGCCUGAUAAGCAUUCCUUGGCCUUCGUUAUACGCCUGGAAAGGAUUGAAGGAGUGAGUUUGUUGGUAAAGAAGACCCUUGCGAAACUUCACCUGAAGAAAUUGUUCAGUGGCGUCUUUGUCAAUGUCACCCCUCAGACUGUAAAGAUGCUGCGCACAGUGGAGCCUUAUGUGGCAUGGGGAUUUCCAAAUUUGAAGUCUGUCCGGGAACUCAUCUUGAAACGUGGACAAGCAAAGGUUAAGAAUAAGACUGUCCCUCUGACGGACAACACAGUAAUUGAGGAGCACCUGGGGAGAUUUGGUGUCAUUUGCCUGGAAGACCUCAUCCAUGAAAUUGCCUUCCCGGGGAAGCACUUCCGACAGAUCUCGUCAUUCUUGUGCCCUUUCCUCCUCUCUGUGGCCCGGCAUGCUACCAAGAAUAGAGUGGGAUUCCUCAAGGAGAUGGGCUCCCCCGGCUACCGCGGGGAACGCAUCAAUCAGCUCAUCCGGCAGCUGAACUAGACCAGGACCAGGAUUCCCAAAAGCACAGCGCAUUGCAAGUGUUUUUGUUGUUUAAAACUAUCACGUGUCUUCAGAGAAGAUUAUUUUCUGCCUUCAAAAACUGAAGGAAGGGGCCAGAGGAAAGAAAGGCAAGAGGAUCUGAGCAUCGCAGACAGCCCAGCGCAGCCA
Molecule: messenger RNA, 1202 nt
Organism: Acomys russatus (golden spiny mouse)
Lineage: Eukaryota; Metazoa; Chordata; Mammalia; Rodentia; Muridae
Gene: Rpl7l1
Product: ribosomal protein L7 like 1
Exons: 7
Coding region: 294-1034 (246 amino acids)
Biological process (GO): maturation of LSU-rRNA from tricistronic rRNA transcript (SSU-rRNA, 5.8S rRNA, LSU-rRNA)
Cellular component (GO): cytosolic large ribosomal subunit
Molecular function (GO): structural constituent of ribosome; RNA binding
Source: RefSeq, a predicted model, not a curated record